This is a messenger RNA of Menidia menidia (Atlantic silverside), 2615 nucleotides long. The record is from the annotation of a GenBank genome assembly. NCBI's taxonomy places the organism in Eukaryota, Metazoa, Chordata, Actinopteri, Atheriniformes, Atherinopsidae.
GGAAAAGUGAGCGGAACUUCCUGUUACUCUGAGCGGAAGUAGGUACGUGGCUGCUUCAGCUGACAGUCUACAUGAUGGCGACAGAGGUUCAGAGCGGCGACCUCGACAGCGCUACGUCCAGCCGGCUCGAAGUUUCCAUCGAUGGCCUCACCCUCAGUCCAGAUCCGGAGGGCGAGCAGAGCCCGGUGUCAGAGCCGGACCCCGCACCCUCGGAACCUGGGAACGAGAAGCCGGGUGCCGAUGGGGGCGAAGAUGGAGAGACUGCCAAAUAUGCGAUAGAGAGCAAUUGGGGCUUUCCUUUGCAGGAGCUGUACGCACUGGCCCUUAAAUUUUUCAAAGAUAAAGAUGGCAAGGCCUUCCAUCCAACUUAUGAGGAGAAACUUCGACUGGUGGCUUUGCACAAACAGGUGUUACUUGGCCCUUAUAAUCCUGAUGCUUCUCCAGAGGUCGGCUUCUUUGAUGUCCUUGGCAACGAUCGCAGGAAAGAAUGGGCCUCCCUAGGGAACAUGGAGAAGGAGGAGGCCAUGGUGGAGUUUGUCAAGUUACUCAACAAGUGCUGUAAUCUCUUUGCUCCCUUUGUAACGUCACACAAGAUUGAAAGGGAGGAACAGGAGAGGAAAAGGAAAGAAGAGGAGGAGCGUCUGAGGCUCGAGGAGGAGGAAAGGGAGCGACAAAGGCAGGAGGAAGAGAGACGACGGCUCGAGGAGGAGGAAAGGCUGAGAAUAGAAGAAGAGGAGAGGAGACAGGCGGAGGAGGAGAGAUUACGUAUCGAACAGCAGAAGCAGCAGAUCAUGGCGGCAUUGAACGCCCAGACGGCGGUGCAGUUCCAGCAGUAUGCAGCGCAGCAGUACCCCAACAGCCCCGAGCAGCAGCUGGGCCUCAUCCGUCAGCUCCAGGAGCAGCACUACCAACAGUACAUGCAGCAGCUGUACCAGGUCCAGCUGGCCCAGCAGCAGGCGGCCUUACAGAAGCAGCAGCAGGCGGAUUCCGUGGUGCAGGGCACUGUAGAAUCUAGCAGCUUCAACAGCGGGGAGCCCAUCCCCGCCUCAGCACCACCGUUGUGUUCUGCCUCUCCACUGGCUAGCGAGGAAGCUCCCACGGUCAACGGAGGCCAGUCGGAUUCUUACUCGGAGAGCAUGGACCGGGAGCCUGAGCCCGAGCCUGCAGAGGAGGUGUCUGAGAACGGGCCUUUAUUAGCAGACUCCCAGCCAGUGAUAGCUGCUCCCUCCAUGUGGACACGGCCACAGAUCAAGGACUUCAAGGAAAAGAUCCGGCAGGACGCCGACAGUGUGAUCACGGUGGGCCGUGGCGAGGUGGUCACGGUGCGCGUUCCCACGCACGAGGAGGGAUCUUACCUGUUCUGGGAGUUCGCCACAGACUAUUAUGACAUCGGCUUCGGGGUGCUCUUUGAGUGGACAGACGCUGCCUCUGCCUCGGUCAGCGUGCACGUUUCGGAGUCCAGUGACGAGGACGAUGACGAAGAAGGUGACCCCCCCACUGAGGAGGAGAAGGCAAAGAAGGAGGCAGGGAAGCCGCAGGUGGAUGAGAUUGUGCCGGUUUACCGGCGGGACUGUCACGAGGAGGUGUACGCCGGCAGCCACCAGUACCCCGGCCGCGGAGUCUACCUGCUCAAGUUUGACAACUCCUAUUCCCUCUGGCGCUCCAAGAGUGUUUACUACAGAGUCUACUACACCAGAUAAGCCUGAUUACUGACACGGGGGGGUGAGAGAGAAGGCAGCCCAUAUUUGUGUGCGUGUAUGUCUGUGUGUGUGUGUGUGUGAAGGAAAAAGUGAUUCUUUCUGGACAAAAUCCACCAGAGGGGGACAAAGAGACACAUCUGGAGCUCUCUUUUGGAGAUUGGACAAAGGUUGAUGUCCCGUCGGUGUGCUCUUGACUCACCUUGCAUCCAUACUACAUCCUGUCAUGGAGCCCUGAGAGGGGCGGUGUGCCCUGCGGUCGCCAGCUCGCCGCCUGUCCUGGGCGCGCGUGUGUGCACUGAGCUGUAGGACUGUGCUUUCAAACCGUACUUCACCUUCCUUUUUCUCCCCCGGGCUUCUGUUCCACGACCAGCCCAGCACAGUCCACCGUGGCCUUACGGCCGCCUCUGUCCUGACCGACUCCAAAAAUCACCGAUGGAAACGUGGGAAGUCCAACUGUGUGAGCCAGAGUUUCCGGUUUGGUGGAAAUGGUGGUUAUUAUAUUAACACAGUCGAAGUUGGAAAUGCUGUUAUAUUGCAAAUGUGCUUCAUAACACUAUGCCUUCUGCACAGGGGUCUUCUGAUCUUUUGCUUAAUCGCACAUAAACAACACUUUUAAUUAUUAUUUUUGUUUUAAAAGCAAACAAAAAGAUUAGUUAUUUCUUCCAUCCACCAUGCAAAUAUGAAGACUUCAGUGGAUUGUUUUGCUGUUAUUCCCCCACAACAACGGUCUGUUUCUCACCUCUAUGACUUGACACAAUCUGACAGACAGAAUGCAGGGAGUAGAUUUCAACGAUCAAGUUUACUGCCAUCAUCUAUGAAGGACCGGCAAGAAAUCAUUCAGCCAUGUGGAUGUUUAGGGAAAGAGACCAAAAAAGCAUGCAUGUCAUGGGUCCUGAGUAAGUUUAAAAAAAAAAA